Molecule: messenger RNA, 2483 nt
Organism: Sorex fumeus (smoky shrew)
Lineage: Eukaryota; Metazoa; Chordata; Mammalia; Eulipotyphla; Soricidae
Gene: ARK2N
Product: arkadia (RNF111) N-terminal like PKA signaling regulator 2N
Exons: 5
Coding region: 352-1563 (403 amino acids)
Biological process (GO): ubiquitin-dependent protein catabolic process
Molecular function (GO): ubiquitin protein ligase activity
Source: RefSeq, a predicted model, not a curated record
GCCGAGCGGAACGGCCUCUGGUGACAUUUUCUCCGGGCGGCGCGGACGAGUGAAGGGACUUGGUGGCGGAGGCUGCGGCGGCGCCGCGCUUCGCUUUGGGCCAGGUAGGGCUCUCUGACCGCGACCCCUCUGCUCGCCGCCGCAGGAGAAGGCGGCGGCGACCGUCGCGUCCCGACCCGAGCGCCCGCGGCUGGGGGAGUCGUGCCCCGGAGGUCGUGCGUGCCCCGACGGGGCGCGCGGAGCGGGCGAGGAGGAGGCGCAGGAGCCGGCGCGGAGCGCAGGUUGCUUUCCUGCUGCCUCUUUGACAUAGCUUCCUAGAAUCUACUCCAUGAUUUAACUUGAAAGUCUGAAAUGAAGAUGGAGGAGGCAGUGGGAAAAGUGGAAGAACUCAUUGAGUCCGAGAUCCCACCAAAAGCAUCUGAACAAGAGACAGCUAAGGAGGAAGACGGACCUAUCGAACUGGAGGCUCAGGUGCAGAAAGAUGGUGUAGUGGAUUCUUCAGUCCUUUCUUCAAUGCCCUGCUUGCUAAUGGAACUGAGGAGGGACUCCUCCGAGUCCCAGCUGGCAUCCACGGAGAGUGACAAGCCCACGGCUGGCCAAGUCUACGAGAGUGACUCCUCUAACCACUGCAUGCUUUCCCCUUCCUCUAGCGGCCACUUGGCUGAUUCGGAUACGUUGUCUUCUGCUGAAGAGAAUGAGCCCUCCCAGGUGGAAACUACCGUAGAAGGAGACCCUUCUGGGGGGUCUGGCACCACGGUGGGGCGAAAGUCUCGGCGGUCCCGGUCUGAGAGCGAAACAUCCACGAUGGCGGCCAAGAAGAACCGGCAAUCUAGUGACAAGCAGAAUGGGCGCGUCCCCAAAGUUAAAGGUCAUCGGAGCCAGAAGCACAAGGAGAGGAUCCGCCUACUGAGGCAGAAACGGGAGGCUGCCGCGCGGAAGAAGUACAACCUGUUGCAGGACAGUAGUACCAGUGACAGUGACCUGACGUGUGACUCAAGCACGAGCUCGUCAGAUGAUGAUGAAGAGGUUUCAGGGAGCAGCAAGACAAUCACUGCAGAGAUACCAGAUGGACCUCCAGUUGUAGCUCAUUAUGAUAUGUCUGACACCAGCUCUGACCCAGAAGUGGUAAAUGUGGACAAUUUAUUGGCGGCUGCAGUAGUUCAAGAGCACAGUAAUUGUGUAGGCGGCCAGGACGCAGGAGGUACCUGGAGGACCUGCGGGCUUCUAGAGGAGCUGAAGGCGGAGGCAGGUCAUUUGGAUCCAGGAUUCCUAGCAAGUGACAAAACCUCCGCUGGCAACGCACCUCUCAACGAAGAGAUCAAUAUUGCUUCUUCCGAUAGUGAAGUGGAGAUUGUGGGAGUUCAGGAACAUGCACGGUGCGUCCAUCCCCGCGGAGGGGUGAUCCAGAGCGUCUCCUCGUGGAAGCAUGGCUCCGGCACGUACGGGAGCAGCCGGCAAGCACAGUCAUGGACUGCGGUCACCCCGCCGCAGACGUGGGCCUCGCCCGCCGAGGUCGUCGACCUGACCUUGGAUGAGGACAGCAGACGUAAAUACCUGCUGUAAAACCACUGUGUGUCCUCUGCACUGUACUCCACCCCCCCACCCCCGCCCCCUCCUCUUCGUGACAUGGAAGUUCAUUGUCAUAGAGCUUCAGCCUCAGAAGCUGUUUGUGGCAUUUGUAUCAUUGAUAACUCAUGGAAAAUUCCCUCCUCCCAGUUUUUGUUUGUUUGUCUGGGGGUUUUUGUUUGUUUGUUUGUUUUUUAACUAAAAGAAGUCAUUUAGGAAAAUAACUUAUCACAGAGAAAUGUUCUUAUUUUCCUCAGUAGGACUAUGAGAAUAAUCACUUCUAUUAGGCAACUUCAUUUUACUUGGUCACUUUGAAGCUUUGGAAACGCUGCCUCCCUUUUAGAAAACUUUAACCACCAGGUAAAAUGAACUUCAGUUUUUGAACCUUGUAUUUAUUUUUCUGUGUAAUAACAUUAAUAUCUAGACUUGACCACUGUCAGCCCAACCAUUGGCACUCCCACUGUAGGGUAUUUGCACACACAUUAGUUAGGUCCUUAUGGGCAUCGAGUAGGGCAUGUGCAUUUGAAACCCUUCCUUAAAAAUAGAAGACAGAAGUCUUACUUUUUCUUCAAGCUUAAGCCUUCUGCCUUCUUUCCAGAUUCUGCUCCUGGCUGGCUUCCUAUGGCACGGAUAACUUGAUGUGUCCCUUUGUGUGUCUAAAUAUACCGCUGAGGGGACCUUGUUGGUCUCCUUGUUGCAAUAAUUCCUGGCUGUUUGGAAAAUGUCUCUGACUCAAUACCCACCAUAAGGUUUCUGGGCAGUCUGAUGAGAUCAGUAGGAAACUCUUUUCUCCAUCACCUUUACGUUUUCCUGGUUGAUUCAAAUAAUGGGAGAACAUGAUGAUGAGGCUGGUUUGCCAAAGGCGAUGGGCGCUUGUAAAUCUGAAAGCAAGAGGCCUCUUUUCGCAGCUGGUCUUU